GCGGCUCAUCAUGGAUAGGGCGCUGGUGUUCGUUUACGGGACGCUGAAGCGGGACUUCCCCAACUACGGCCUCAUCGAGGAUCUCAUCCGGAGCGGCGACGCCUCCUUUGUCGCCGCCGCCCGCACCGCCGCCCGCCUCCCCCUCGUCGUCGGCCCCUGGGGCGUCCCCCUUCCUCCUCCCCCAUCCCCCGGAUCCGGCCAACGCGUAUCCGGCGAGAUCUUCGCCGUCUCCGCUCGUGGCCUCACCCGCAUCGACGACCUCGAGGGCACCCGCCGCGGCCACUACGAACGCCUCCCGGUCGCCGUCAUCCCCAGCUCCGGCGGCGGGGACGAGGAUGACGUGGCGGAGGCGGUCGAGGCGGAGGCGUACUACGCGCACCGGAGCUACGCGGCGGAGAUGUGGAGGCGGAGCGGGGAGAAGGGGCUCCGGGUGUAUUCGGAGGAGGAUGCGCUGGGAUACGUUAGGCCUAAGGACCGCCUGCGGGACACCACAUUCCUCGACCAGAUUCAUAUCUUUCUCGCCUCCGGUGAGGAUUAAUUUGUACCCAAAAAAUCAGUAAGGAGUAAUUUGGUUGCAGAAAUUUAAGUCGGUAAAUAUACUUUUAUUUUUAUUUUUUCUCCAAAA
Elaeis guineensis (African oil palm) is the source of this 625-nucleotide messenger RNA. RefSeq names its product putative gamma-glutamylcyclotransferase At3g02910. The record is from RefSeq and is a predicted model, not a curated record. Gene Ontology annotation, molecular function: gamma-glutamylaminecyclotransferase activity. Lineage: Eukaryota; Viridiplantae; Streptophyta; Magnoliopsida; Arecales; Arecaceae. Gene Ontology annotation, cellular component: cytosol.